AUGGUUAGUGUACCUGAUUUUUGUCAUAAUAUUAAUCUAACAUUUAAUGAAACAUCUUAUCAAUAUUUAUCUGAAUGUUGGACUGAAUGGCGAAUAUCUGAAUAUUUACGUAUAUAUUUACCAUUAAUUAUUUUACCUAUAUCACUUAUAAGUAAUUGUUUAUCAUUUUUUGCAUUAAGAAGUCGUCAUAUGCGUGGAACAGCAACAGCAUAUUUUAUGCUUUUACUUAGUAUUCUUGAUCCACUUGUAUUAUUAACAAAAAAUCUUGUUUAUUAUCCAACAUUUCUUUCAGCUCAUACAAUAUCAUGUCGAUUACUUUAUUUUCUUAUUUAUGUUGUUGGUUAUACAACUGUUUGGAUACUUGUUAUAAUGACGGCUGAUAAAUUUGUUGCUGUAUGGUUUCCACUUAAAGUUGCAUAUGUUUGUACAAUACGUCGAGCUAAAUAUGUUUGUAUAUUUCUUGUUAUACUAACAAGUAUUGUAUCAUUUCAUCAUUUUUGGACAAUAACAACAUUUCCACAUCCAAAAGAUAUUACAAAACGUGUUUGUUUUUAUGAUAUGUUACGUUAUAGUUAUAUACAACAUAUAUGGCGUUAUAUAGAUUUAUUUAUUUGGUGUUUUUUACCAUUUAUUCUUAUAUCAACAUUAAGUAUAUUAAUUAUUUUUAAAUUACGUCAAAAAGGAAAUAAUUCAAAUCAAAAUCUUGAAAAAAUUAUGCAUAAAAAUAUUAAAUCUCGAGAAGUUGAAAAUGGAAAUCGUUUGAAUUCAAAUAAAAUAAAUAAUCAAGAUUUAAUAAUGCGUAGUCAUCAAAAAGUAAAUAUUAUUCGUUUACGACAUCGUCAUAUAACAUUUAUGUUACUUGCUGUUGCUGGUGUUUUUCUUCUUUUUACAUUACCUAAUAGUAUCUAUUUUGUACUUGAUAUUACAUAUGGUUUUAAUAAAAGACCAACAACUAAUGAUUAUUAUCAAUGGUUACGUCAUCGUCGUUUAAUUAUUUUAACUGUACUUAUGUAUCAAUUAAGUGAUUUACAACAUGCAGCAAAUUUUUUUAUAUAUUUAUUAGCUAGUGGAAAAUUUCGUCGAUCAGUUAUUAGUACAUGUAUAUCAAUGAUAUAUAUAUUACCUGCAUUAUUAACAUGUUCAUAUCAACGUAGAACAAAUUUAAAACAGUAUUCAAGUAGAAGACUUGAUAGAGACCACUUUGAUAUGUCAUCUCGUCCGAGUGCAUCUGAUAUGUCAAAUAUGAUGCGACCAUCACGAGAUACACUUAAUAAACAACAACAACAAACAAAACUUAAUGACAAAUGUCAAGCAUUUUUAUCAAAAUCAAUUGCAAGUGACAUAUCACAAUAUGAAAAUAAGAAAGUAACUUUUUGA
Messenger RNA from Rotaria sp. Silwood1, 1377 nucleotides. NCBI's taxonomy places the organism in Eukaryota, Metazoa, Rotifera, Eurotatoria, Philodinida, Philodinidae. The record is from the annotation of a GenBank genome assembly.